CAGCCCUGUGGCAUCCCGGUGUCUAGAAGCAGUGGAGGUGUGGGGACCCAGCCUGAAGCUCUGGGAGCCACCUAACAAGAAGUUCAGUACCCAGCUGCAGAGUGAUGCUGAUGAUCCAGUAAGCCAUGACAAGACGCCGGCUCCUGUUUGUGCUCUGGUGCUCCAGCAUCCUGGCAGCGGUCCGCAGCUUCACAGUUAGCGGGCAUCUGUGUGUGAGCGACUUCUUCAUGGGCAUAACCUGUGUGAUGAACAUCAGCGGCGUUCCUGUGGUCGGGUCCAACAACCUCAGCCUGAAGUUCAGGGAUGAAUCAAAAAAGAACACCAAAAAUGUCUCCUGUCCAGUUGUGGCGACUGACGAGGGUUUCCUCUGUCACUGUAAAGUUUCCGAUUUGUAUUUAUCGGACAUGAAUUUUUUUAUGAUUGAGCUUUGUCACGAGUCCGCCUGCCAAGUUGUCCAACAUAAGUUUUAUCCAGUUGAUAACAUCAAGCUGACGCCGCCGCCUGAACUGGAGCUCAUACGUUCAACAGACUAUGUCAACAUUACUUGUAAAAGUGAAAGAUAUAAAACACACUUGUACUUUCCGUACUUACUCAACUAUGAACUCUUGAUUCAAGAAUCCACCGGCAGCUGGAACAGAACUUUUUACCUCAGCUCAUCCAGAUAUGUCGAACCGAUCGACACAUCGCAACUCAAACCAAACACAGAGUACUGUGUCAAAGCCAAAUUCAAAGUUUAUCAGGAAAACGUCUGGGAUUCUUUUUGGAGUGAAUGGAGUGAUGUAAAAUGUUGGACAACUGAACAAAAGGAGGUAGAAGAAAACGAAGAAAAAGAAGAUAUUGCAUUCCUCUUACUCAAAUCCCUGGGCCCUGUGUGUGUAACUGCUGGAGUCCUGUUAUUCAUAUUCUACAACCCCGCAACAAGAAUGAAGAUAAAAACUCUGGCCCACACACCAACACCUGCCCCUUUCUUUAAGCCCCUGUUUCAGCAACACGACGGAAAUCUCCAGGAGUGGCUUUCACCUCGUGGGAAGUGCGUCCUGACAUACAAAACUGAGGAGAACCUGAUAGCUGAUGCUGUGACUGUUGUGCCAAAGUCCUUCUCAAAGGAUUUAGAGGAGACCCAAGUCUUCUUCAGCCCUCCGGCAACGCAGCUGGCCUUCUCUCUGAGCCACACCUCCUAUGUCGGCUUACCGGGGAUGGACAAGGCCCCCUCUCCCGUCCCUGGGCUCUGUCCAGGAGACACUCCGUACACUCAGCUCCCCUGUUCCAUCUGGGGUUUCAGCGUCCAAGACAUAGAGGUUGUCCCCUCCGACCCUAAAGAGUUCCUGGAAAUCAGCCAUUCCGAUUCUGGCUGCGAGGACCUGACCCAGAGCCCGGAGUGCAGUUUACCAUGCAGUCCCGUCGACGAGAUCCCGACACCCAUCCACUGCACCGAUUACUGCAUCCUCAAUAAGACAGCCGAGGGAGUCGUGCCUGUUUUGCUGUCCAAGGAACGUGCCGGAGACGCUGCGUCCGGCUCUCUGAAGUCAGAGGGAUGAGAAGUUCUCCUUUUUAUUCGUUCAGAGGAAGAUGGCGUUCAUCUGCACUGCUCAGUGGCUCAGUGCAAGUAAACAACCUUCCACGUUUUUUGUCCCUGUGGUUUAUCAGUCGGCAUGUUAGAGGUUGAAUUACUUUAUUAAACCAAUUAAUGCAAAGCGAUUGUCAGUUUGCAGUAGAACUACAGGGUGUCUACAGAGAAACGCCCUUACGCACUUCGGGAAGCAUCCGCGAUGUGAGAUGCAGAGAGUUUUAACAUGAAAACGUGUAGGUUUUGUUUGUGCUUGGCAACAGAUUGCUUUUGUUUCUGCAUGUUGUUUUACUACAGCUAAAGAUAAAGAAAUAACCAUUAAAGGGAUGAAACGCUUUCCCCACUAUUAUCACAUGCCUCUUAGUUAACGACAGCUUUCUGUGUGAUUUGAUGUUUUGAGAUGCAUUAUUGUCAUUGUCUUUUAGCCAUCUCUGAAAGGAGACACUUAUGUGUGCCAUCCAAUGCUUUUGUUGAGUUAACAGUUUGAUCCAGUUUCAGACCAGAAGACUCAACAACUUAAUCUUCAAAUGAAGAAAUAUGUUAGAAUUUCUGUCUGUUGCAAAACAAAAAAGGACAAAGAAAGCAAGAAAAACUAUUUCUGUCUGUCUUAAAUUUUACAUAAAAUGGGUGUGAUAUGAUGGUGUACUGAAGAAAUUUUCUGGUGCUUCAUGUUUAACAUCUAAAUUAAGACACAAAAAACUUUUCUUCAAUUUAUUUUUGAAUGUUUUUGCACUAAUUCCUUGUCUGCACAAAUCACCUGUUUAAAGGGAGAUGUAAUAUUUUCUUACCCUCUUACUGUUUACAACAGAAAAAGAAGGAUGACGUGUGGAUGAAAUUAUAAGAUGGCGUGGCAAUACUCCAUAUGUCCUCAUUAUGCAAAUUGUAUUGUAUCA
Messenger RNA from Fundulus heteroclitus (mummichog), 2460 nucleotides. RefSeq names its product interleukin-21 receptor. The coding region runs from base 126 to 1538 and encodes 470 amino acids. Gene Ontology annotation, cellular component: membrane; external side of plasma membrane. Gene Ontology annotation, biological process: production of molecular mediator involved in inflammatory response; cytokine-mediated signaling pathway. Lineage: Eukaryota; Metazoa; Chordata; Actinopteri; Cyprinodontiformes; Fundulidae. Gene Ontology annotation, molecular function: protein binding; cytokine receptor activity. The transcript is spliced from 9 exons. The record is from RefSeq and is a predicted model, not a curated record.